Messenger RNA from Pocillopora meandrina, 26416 nucleotides. The record is from the annotation of a GenBank genome assembly. NCBI's taxonomy places the organism in Eukaryota, Metazoa, Cnidaria, Anthozoa, Scleractinia, Pocilloporidae.
GGUGACCUAACCUACAACUCAGUGUUGGAGUGUUUGUCGAUCGAUACAGGAAACGAAAUAAGACCGCCGUCCAUCACAGUGACCUCAUGUGAUGACGGCAGUCGUAUGCUCACACACCUUGGCUGCUUAUCAAGCCACAAUUUUCAUUUUAAUGAUUCACUUUGGAAUUACCAAGUUGCUCGCUUCAAGUUUGACGGCAAUAUUGUCAUAACAAAUCUUGUUCACUUAAGAGGGACGAACGCCCUAUCGUUGACCGGAGAAAAUAUUACUAUAGAUUUGAACGGAGUUUUGAAAGUUGAUGUAAACACCGUGCCUUCGUCUCACAAAGAAACAAGAUUGGUUGGAGGUUUUGUCUCUGCGAUUGGUGCAAAUGGUUCGUGCAGAAAUGUGCAUUUGUCUUUCAGUGUUGGAGAAGUAUGAAAAUCUGAUAGGCUUCAUUAGAACUUUCUUCUCUUAGCGCUGAUCAUGUCCCUAUGUUCACAUAUUUUCUUCUAUUUCGUUUAUAGCGACGACAAUUUCAGCCUUUCAAUACUUUUUUUUGUAACUUAUGUUUUUUGGUUUGUUUGUUUGUUGUUGUUGUUGUUUUUUGUUUACGACUAUUAUUGCCUAUAUCUAUGGUUAUCUAUUGUUUACUUCUAAGUAGUAAUAUUCAAGAUGUAUCAUUCAAUAUGAGAAAAAAAAUGGUGUGCAACAAAAUAAUACAAUAAGUUUUCUUUUCUCCUUACACAUAGAUGAAAAAGAUGCUCUAAACUUGUACUAAAAAACCUGAUAAAGAACUUUUUAAGCUCGACAUUUCGAUUAUGAGGCAGAACAACUUUCUAUCGGAACCGCAUCAGCUUGUUUCCAAAGGUCAAGGAAUUUCUAUUCUGUAAGUUUUAUGAACAGAGCCCCCCAAAACUUUCAUUCCUGAAGGAAGAGGGAUUAAAAUAGUUAUACGGUUUGGAGCCGGUUAGGUUGAACACUGCUCACUUUGCGUGUGUCGUAAUGGCUCGUUAUGCAGGUAAUCCUUAUGGUGGACCGGGACGGGGAUUGUACUACAAGAAAGAAGCUGGAGGGGCUGGUCAUGGUGGUCACGGUGGUCACGGGGAAGGAAAGAGAAAGUACUCGUACAGCAAACCAUAUGGUCUUAAAAAUGUCGACCACUAUUUGGGAGGAAGCACAGGUAUAGUGAAUAGUUACGUUAAAGCCUGGGCAUAAUAACAAAGCUCAGACAUCUGAUAGUGCUCCUAAAGAUUGACAUUUAUCGUGAUCACUUCAAACUUGUAGAGUUAGAAAAAGUGAACGACUUACAGGAUAUUAAUAGAUAUCUGGCUAAAAUGAUGGUACACUCGACUGUUAACAACUCUUCGCUUCACUCUGAUGAUGACUUCCGCUCCGGCAACAGUCCUUCUCAGGAAUACACUCACCCAGAGGAUCAUAGGCUUAAAUUCUAGCUCCAUUUGCCUGUCGAAGAACAAGCUCAAAAAAAUAUUGAAGAUGUGGUAAAGAAUUCACUCCAUCAUUCACACCUUUCAAGGAGAAUCUUAUUAUUUCGCUCGGCUGUUACCUUACUAUAGCGAAAAACCUCCUGCGUAAUAUGUAACAAGAGCAACUAAUGCAAAUACUACCAGUUAACGCUCCGAUACAUUUAUCUUGUAACUUCACUGACGUUAUCAUUCAUUGGUUGGUUUGUUAAUUAUUUCAUUUAACUAUUGUUUUAGGAGCGUUUACGGGUUCAAAUACGCCAGGGUUUGGAGGACCAGCAAUUGAACUGAAUGCUACAGGAAAGAUAGAGAUCAGUAAGUACAAUCUGAUCUUAAGAAUUCUCCAUAAACAGACGUUGCCCAUACGACGCAAGAUGUAACCUUUCUGUAUCAUCAGGGCGAAAUCAAUCCUUGACUGAGUCAUAUUCUUGGUGCCGUCAUCCGGGCCACUCGAUAUUCAUUGUGGCCCAGCAAUCUUUAUCCUGACAUCAUGAUAGUAUUCUUUUUCCAGCCCUGAAAACCGUAACAUCUUCGUAAGUGCAGUGUUUACGGCCCGACAUUUUGGACCAAGUUACAUAUACAACGGGAGGUCGUUUUCAGGCCUAUUCGACGCCUGCUCAGUUGAUUAUAUGAAGAAAAUAACUGCUUCUUAAUCUUCAUUUUAACUAUCUGGUAUUUGCCCCCUCUACAAUCCUCAGGUACCACAAUCAAAGUUUCAUCAUUUUUUCAGCGUUAGUUGUCAACUUAACCUUAUCCUGACCGACCCUCAGUCCACAUUCUUCGAUUGUCCCUCUAUAACUAUCAUUGCAACAUGUCUACCACAACUUCCCAAUGUCCAAACAAGACUCUCCGUCAUUAAGUCUAGUUUACACAAAGUAUGCAAGCAUGAGCAUUAGAGCAUGAGAGCGUUUACACAUGCAAUAGGCAUACACUCAAGCAUAAGACGAGACAUGCUUUAUGGCACGAUUACCCUUUUAAGGGUAAAAUUUUAAAAUUUGAACAAUUUCAAUUCCAUUUCCCAACUUAAGUUGAAAACAUAAAAUUUUCAUUCCGCAAAUGGCUUUGAAGCUGGCAAAAGUAGCUGAAUAAAAGAAGAGAAAACACAUAUUUAAUGAUAAAUUGUGACGAUUUAUAAAAAUAGCAGAGAUUUGCGACGGAAAAUUUGAAGAGCUAUUAAUUUAGUCUGAUGAAAGGUUUUGCUGCAAGUAAACUUAAUGCUACAAAACCAUAACAAAAUUAUCAGUGAAAAAAUUUUCAGUUUUCUGAAUAUCUGUCACUAGCUUGGGAAAAAAGAAAAUCUGAGCCAGCAUGUGAGGUUAGGGCUGGGGAUCGAACAGAAAUUUUGCGGUAGGAUUUCCUAUCAUCAGAACAAAAGAGAAUUUGGAGUCGUUCUCUGAAGGAAAAGUGCGCUACUGUUUCAUGGCGCGGUGGUCUUCAAAUCACGAUAGCUCAACUCAUUACAACAAGGCAACUACAACAUGUACAGUUCCAUGUUUCAUUCAUAAAAUUGUUUUUUUUUAAUACAAGUCUUACUUCUCGCCAGGAGGUGCCAUAGAAGCGAGUGCCAUAUCCAAUCCAGUUUUAUCAGGCAUUUCCAGCAACGAGAAGAUAGGAGGAAAUUCUGGUGGCCUAGUCAGACUAAUAGCUGAAACGGUAAGUAGAAAUGGAGGGGGGGGGGCACUAACUGCCAAUUUAAAUCGAUACGUCAGUAUGGGGCUAUUCAGUAAAAAAAGCUUAACUAGACUUAGCUAAUCAGGAAAAUAUCAACUGUUAACGCAGAAAUGUAACGGUCAAUUUUGUUUUAUCCGUAGGUUCAUAUUUCGCAUGAAGCAAGGAUAUAUGUCAACGGCAGUAAGGGGAUUUGCAGUGGCAAUAAUUGUAAGGCUGGUGGUGGAAGUGGCGGGAUAGUGCAAAUCAUAUCCUCUUGUGGUUCUAUCGCUCCUAAUGCCAUUUUUUUAAGAGGUAGCCAAGCAGAGGAUGGUUUCCUUUACAUCAAGGGUGAGUAAAUAUCGUAUAAAUGUUAACGAUAGGAUGAAAUCAAGCCAACGCUUUACACAGUGCACGCGUUAGAAAAUCAUAUUAAGCAACCUUCGUCUACGAUGCCUGCUCGUGAGUAAUGCUAUGCUUGAUUAAUUAAAUUCGCCCCAAUGAGGAGUCUCUGGUUUAUUUCAGCUCACAGGUUGGUAACUAGAAAAAUGGAAUAAGUUUUUUGCUCCUCAUUAAGCGUGAUUACCAGGGCAGCAUCUCGUCGACCAGCUGCUGGUCAAAUCUUCAAUUCUGAGUGCUAUUUUAAAUGAUUCAAAGCCAUAUGAAAUAGCACUAAAUCAAAAGGAUCAUUCUGAUGACUCUUAAUUUCAGGUAUCAGCGAAGGUAAUUUUCAAACAUUUCCUGAUGAUCCGUAUUCCUGGGGACAAAAGAGUUCAUCAACAAGAACUCUAACUUCGGGUGCGCGAAUAACAAUUCCUGCCAGUACAUCUCCGAGACACUCGUCAUCUGAAAUAACAACAGUUAACAGUGCUAUUUCGACAGCGACAUUCCAUACAACAUCAAAGGUUUUUACGUCAUGUGAAUUAGAUACGACCACAAGCUAUGCACAGGACAUCUCAACGAGAACAUCACACCAAACUUCCCCAGUCCGUAUAGCAAGCAGUUCGUCGCUUCAGCCUCCACAUCCCACAGAGUCGACCAUUAGUGGUUAGUAGAUUACUGCACAAUUAGCAAUGACUCACACUUAAGUUUCAAGGGUUAAAAUUAUCAUUAGCUGGUUAUUUUGCUGCUCCCCUAAGCCCCGUUAUACAAGUUAUCCCUCUUUCAAACUGGUUUGAUCUGUAAUUCUUCUCAGGGCUAACUUCAUAAUUUUGCUUGGUUAAGUAGUAUAGUAUCCAAAACUGAACUAAUUAAACAAAAAAUGUUGCUUUUGCAUUCUAUAACGUAACGCGCUAUUUCCCAAUCUUCUGGAUCCAAUAAACAUACCGGUGAGGUAAGUAACUGUUAAGCAACUCCGUAUUCGUGACUUAUUAAGGUUUGAAAUACGUUUCUGUAUGUUUCACUGCUUCAGUGCCGCCUUUUAAAAAAGGAACCGUUGAGGAUUUGCAAAAUCUUCUUGAAAAAGUAAAGACAUACAAGGUGAGGUUGAAGGGCUCAUUUUCUGUUUGUUUAAAGCGAUCGUCAUUUUACCUAUCUAUAUUCCUUUCCCAAGACUACCGCCGUAGAAUUCCAAAUCAUCAAACUUGGAGAUAGAAUACAAUACCUUAUUGGAAAUGUAAUAAUCCCUUAUGAAGGUGCAGAGUACUUUUAACUGAAUGAUUUUAUAUGUGUUUGAUUUAUUCAGAUUAUAACAAGUUUUUGAUCACUUUUCCAUCCAACUGUCAUAGUAGAAAUGUAAAUAUAUGAAAAACAUAUACGUGAACUGCGGAGUAAUGAUGAAUAUGAAUGCAUCUACGCAGUGAUAAACAGAAGAAUUCAGGCCUGUACUGGAUUUAAACCCAAGACCUCAGCGAUACUGGCGCAACGCUCAACCAAUUGGGCUAUCAAGCCUUAUUUUCCAGACCUGGUUUUCACUAUUGCUUAAGUAGUGAUCAUGACUGCGAAGAUCGCUCUCAUAUUUAUUAAUUAAUUCGUAGUUCACAUACAUGAUUUUCACGCAUUUACAGUCUUUAAUUCAUCACUUCCGCAUGACAUCCCAGUUGGUAGGGCGCUGUACCGGUUUCGCAGAGGUCAUGGGUUCGAAUCCCGUACAGACCUAAAUUUUUUUGGUGUCUUAUUUUCACCACUAUUUAAGUAGCGUUCAUUACUGCGAAAAUCGUUUUCAUAUUCGGUCAUAGGAGACUUGAAAAAAGAGACUCCGUCGUGUCAAAAAAAUUGUUUCAGCCACAAAAUUUAAUAUCUAGACGGUCAGAAUUCUACUCUAAUAACUAUGAAUUUACCUCAAAGUCUAUUUUUAUGCUUGUUCAUUACUUUUCAAUUCAUUUAAGGAGAAUAAAGUCAACACCUCCAAUCCGGUGGAAGCUAUAACUCAGUUUCUGGAAUCGUUCAGAACUUUUACGGUGGUUGGGAACUUAACAACGUACAUUAUAAACAUCAGCAUAUCCCUGAUUGUAGAAUUAAAUGAACUGAUGUUGUCGGACCGUCACCAUAAAUUACAGGUAAACUAAGUAUGAAUAAAGCUCUUUGCAUAUAUCUUACGGAGGAAAACAAGAAAUAGAUCGAUAUAAGACUGCAAUAGACAGGAAUUCAAUCUUGGAUGUACUCAAGAGUCUACUUAAGAGUCUAGGCAAUCAAUCUCAACGCAACCUCAAAGGAAAUUGUUCGAGACAAAUUGUCAACCGCUCUACUGAUUUGUUUCAAUAGAAUAUCCAGCCUACACAAAAAUGAAACCUUGUAAAGCUAAAAUGAUUCAACAAAGUGUUGUACAAUAGCCUGCUAUGUAAAAGCGAGGUUUCAUCUCUAUAUGAUUAAUAUUUCAAAGUAGCACUUAAGUUUUUUAAAAGUCUUUUAACUUGCCUAUCAUACUUCAUAUCAUAAUUUUUUAUUGCAUCGCGCGAUGCCUUUAUGAAACCAAUUUGUGUGACAAAGGCCAUGUAUUUUAGAUCUUGUGUUGUCUUAAUAGUGAAGACUUGAUUCUUGCAAUGUACACUAAAAUAGAAGAAAAGCAGAUUUAAGAAAUCAAAGAACUUAAUCAGAUUCAUUCUCGCCUCAACAGACAUUGUAAUUAUUGACAAAACUGUACUAAACUUGAUUGUCUAAGCCGCAAACAAUUGUAAAACAUUGUUUUAUGUUUUUUAUAAGCUCAUUUCUGCUUUACUCAACACUGUUGAUGAACUCUUGGACGACAAAAACGCUGCAGUAUGGCGCAGUAGCGGAAUGGUGAGGAUAUUACAAUUUCUAAACAGCAAAUAAUACUCGUAUCUUGCACACAUGAGUUAUGCAAACACCGCGACGUGUUAACUAAUACUGGAUUUGUUGAAGAUUUAAUGAAACAGACAGAAUCAUUGAUUACCACAUUACAAAUAAGCAGCUUGUUCCAUCAAGUAAAACAUGUAAACCAAUCCUCAAAGAGUCAUAGAAGCUGUAAGUUUGAUCAAAUAUGUCCGGAGCACCCUGAGCAGUUAUUUGAAUGUAUUCGAACAUUAAGGUAGUUCAGGGCAGAUUAAUUAUGAUGUCAGUGUUCUCUCGUCUUUAGACUCAGUUUAUGUAAGGAUUAAAAAAUCUUCAGGAAUAAAUCAGUUUCUUGAAUAUGCAAUUAAUACAGAUGUUAAAACUCAUAUUACAACAGGAGGCCAUUAAUGGGCUCCUGAUUACAACUAAUCUUGGAUACGAAAACAUCAACUCAACCUGAUCUUUAUAAAUGUCUUGUCUCAGGCUUCGAAAAUCAAGAUGUCAUGGUCGAUUUUUAUAGUCGAGAUGUCAUUUUAGGAGUGAAUUUUUCUCCCUGAGGUUGAGGACAAAGUGUUCUAAAGGGAUUCACAGUUAUACUGGCUCGAGUUAUCUUUCGAAAAGUCAGCUCACGAAAAAGGAGCAAAUAUCUUAUAGAGCAAGUUGCUGAGGUUCCCGUGGUCCCGUAUCGUUUCUGCGAUACAAAAACGAGAACAAUACAACUCAAAAGACUUUCAUACUAUCGAGGUUCUUUAGAUUUUAUUGAAUUCAGUAAUUUUUUUCGCAAGAAUUAAUGUACGUGUUGAGCAAUGGAAUAGAGUGUUACCAACUUAAAUGUUAACACUGGGUGUAAACGUCGAGUAAAACUGAGUGGCCGAAGGAGUUUAAGAUUAUUAACUUAUUCUCAACUAACAGCUCAUGGAUCUUGUGGAAGCUGUGGAGAAGACAGCUUUGUUAGCAAUAAAUUAUACGUCUGCCACUAACCAAAGCGUGAUGUUAAUCAAGAAAAACCUAGGUAAGAACGUUGUAGCAUAAAUCUAGACGAAAUGUAAUUUUCUCUUCACAGUUUUAAGAGAUAACUUUCCUUUUCAAAGUAAAGUGCAUCAAACAUCCUCUGACCAACCAGGAAAAAACAAAAAGAUUCUCUAUUCGGAAAAGGAUACUCCCCUCAUCAUUCCAGCCAAGGCCACAGAGUUUACAGUGUUAUAUCAUAUAAUUCAUCUUGUGCAGUUGUUUUAAAUGCUCGGCUUGUAUUCUGAAGUUGAUUUAACGAAUCACUAUGCAACUUCUGUUUCUCCUUAGAAAUGCAUUCAAUAGUACAAUACGUCAAUCCAAACAGCAAUGUGACGAUACCCAAUUCUAACAAACAAUCUCGGUCAACAGCCUUAAUAACUCUUCAAGCAAGUGGAUUAUCCAUGAACAUUAGUAGAUACACAAAAGAGGGUAAGCAGUUUGUUAUUUACUGCAGGAUUCGCUUUAAAAAUAUCAUAACUUUCAAAUUUCUAUUCAGCAAAAAGACAACGACUGAAACCCUUUACAGCAUCUUCAAAAUGAUUCAUAUCGAACUCAACCGAAUGGACUAAAGGUCUCAACGCAGAGCGGCGAGAAUGUUACCGGCAACAGGGUGACAAAUUGUUUACUAAAAAUGUUUGAUCACAUGUACUUACGUGUCAUGCCGUAAGUGUCACGCAGCCAUGCUUUCGUUAACAUUCACUUGAUAAUACAUUUGCUCUUCGUUAUACCUUUCUUGGUAGGUCGCCUUGCUGUGAGCAUGGUUAUCUACAAAAAUCAAAUAUCCUAUUUCACAAGCAGGACACCGUCCGCUGCAAUAGACGGGUGAAGAAAAAAAUUUAUCAUUCUAGUUUACAUAUCCUUUCUCAUGGAUCAUUUUCGCUGUUAGUAACUAAGGAACAAGACACCCAAAAGAGCUUGACAAGACAAGUGAAAUAAAGCUCGUAAGAUCAUGAAUUGUUCAGCGAGAUUUAUUCUAAGGAGGAAAAACAAGGUAGCGGACAGUAGCUUGUAUCUUCAAAAUAAAAUCGAUAUUAAAAAUAUUCUGAGCUGGAUUCAAAAUCUCUACACUUUUUCAAUUCUUCAGAAUAGUUUUUUGUUUACCAUUGAAAUGAAUACAUUCGAUGCAUUGAGGUAAUAAUAUUUGCGCGUGCGUGAUCGGAAGGAUCCAAAUUGCCUCAAUCACUUGUCACCAAAAAUAGAUAAGUAAGUUACCAUCUGUUAUUUCCUUUCUCGUCUCACGAUGCAGGGAGCAUUUGCGAGAAGCUGUUCUCAACUCAGAAAUCAUAUCCGUUAUGGCGUUUUAUGACAGACAACCUCUUCAUUUCCUUGCGAAGGAAGCCUUUUUGACCUUUGGAGACAAGGUUUGUUUGUAAACAUGUAUAUCAGAGCACUCUAGCUAUUCUAUUCAAGUAAAAAUUAGAAAUGUAACUUUUGUUUUGAAAACUAACUAUUCCACAGAUACAAAUUGGAGGAAAUUCAAAGUGUGUUUACUGGAAGUCCUUUUCUGGGUAAGCACUGACCACGAUGUUAAGAUCAGGCAAGCUCGUGAUGGUUUACAUGACAUUUUCUCAUAAUCGGCGCUGACUAUUGUUUUUCGAAGGGGAGGAGAAUGGUCAUCCAAUGGCUUAUCAUUGAUCAAGAGUGACAGUGAGAGCACUGAUUGUUCAACAAAUCAUUUAACAAGCUUUGCCGUCAUCAUGAGUUUCACGGAAGUCGAUGUAAGUGCUCUAAUUCAAAUAAACGCCAACACAUCUUAAGAGACGUUCACUUUUUUAAGAUCUCUACUGAACUGUUGUUUUGAUGCAUCUGUAGCAACUAGAAUUUGCAUUUCUAUUUAUCGUCAAGUAACUGCGAAACGAUCUUAUAUUGUUUUUCUUUCAAUCGAACUACUAUUGUGACGUUGUGUCUGUAUUUAAUUAAGUUCGCGUUUUUGCGUAAGGUUGCGUAAGGGCCUAUUUACACGGUACGACUUUGUCGCAUGCGACAAGCUUACGACAGGCUUACGACACGAAUUGUUUCGUGUAAAUCAAACCUACAACUCGCUUACGACUCUUAAGUCAUGUCGUAGGCCUGUCCUAAGUCGUGCCGUGUAAAUAGGCCUUAAGAAAUACGUAACGCCGGUAGCGUUUUAUUUCUCGCCAGUAUAAGCGUUGUUUUCGUGAAAUAAUUUCCACUGCUAGUUGAUUUCAACUAGGUCAGUCAUUACGUUUGUUUUUGCUGGCGCCGUGUCACUUUUGUUUAAGAGUCUUACUACCGGACGUGGUUACGCCACAAAUUGUAAGUUCGUUUCCAUUUCAUGUAACUUUGUCCUUAUUCUUAUUGUUGUAAUAUUUGUACUUAGAUAUUUGUGUCAAUUAUUUAUUUCAGUCGAAUCGCAUUCACCCAUCUGUACAUCUUUACAACCAAAUAUUUGUCGUCCUGAGAAUUAGAUUAAACGUGCAUUCAGGUUGUGGCGUUAAACGUGUAAUAUUUAGCUACAUUUUUAGCAAAAUUUGUGCAUGGAUUGACUAUGGAUGGCACCGGCGAUUUCUUCCCGGAAAGUGGUAUUGGAAUUGGAAGUGAGAGAAUUGAUGUGGCAACGCCCAGCUCUAGGAUUUUCGCCGAUGACACUCCUGCAACAACGAAAGUUCAAAAUGGUUUACGGCGAUUUCUUGGAGGUUAUCAAGGGUUCUUUAAAAAGCUUUAUGGCGAAUUUUGGAGGCUAACAUUGAUAAUGAAACUUCUCAAGCUUAAAAGAGAAAAGGUUUUUAGUGCACCAUCGUUUAAGACGUUAAAGAAAUCGUUUAAGACUUUAAAGAAAUCGUUUAAGACGUUAAAGAAAUCAUCCGUGGAUGGACCGAAUGAGGUGAUACCUCAUGGGUCGGGUCGCAACUCGUCAAGCAGAAUAUGUAUCUGGUACAUCUUCACAUGGCAACCAUUUGAAUUUGUACAACUGUUGCAGCAGCUGAUGCAGUCUCAGCAGCAAGCCUUUCAAUCUAUGGAAACGACGAUAAGGCAAGGAUUUUUUUUACCUAAACCUGAUCUCAGUUUGUUCGAUAGCAACCCCCUCGAAUUUUGGAGUUUCAUGCGAUCGUUUGAAAACAACAUUGAGAAGAAUACCUCGGAUGAGAGUGCAAGGUUGACAUUUCUACUUCAGUAUGGUAUUGGCCAUGCUAAUGCCAUCAAGAGUUGUGUCACCAUGGAUCCCGCGUCUGGGUGCCAAACAGCAAGGAAAGUGCUUAAAGAGCGUUUUGGUCAUCCCUUUAAAAUUGCCACUUCCCACGUCAACCAGGCAACCCGUGGACCGCCUGUGAAGCCUAACGAUCGGAAAGGAUUACAGACCUUUGCAGAUCAAUUAAAAGACUGUCUAACCGUGUUGGAGUCAAUUGGAUGUUUAGAUGAAAUUAAUAGUGCUGAUAGUUUAAGGAAGAUAAUUGAUCGUCUCCCCUUCCCAGGGUGCAUCAUUUUUCAAGUUUUGUUUCAGAAAGAGCCCGAGCUGCUAACAGUCCAGUCUAGUGGCGUACUUUAUAGCGAAGAAGAUAAAGGCAAAAAUGAUACAUCGGAUAGAAAGCCGAGACCUCCAGAUACAAUGACGACUUCUCACUUAACGUAUGCAAACUCUGGAAGACCCAAUUCCAUUGUACCAUGUGGAAGAAAAAUUUGGAAUCAUUAGCCCUCCCGGAGACAAAGAAGUAGUGGGAAUGGGAAAUGUUUUCUUUGCGACGAACCUCAUCAAUUAUGGAAUUGUGAAAUGUUUAUGCAGAAAUUUAAGAAAACAAACGACACUUUUUAAAAACAUGUCUUGACAGUUCUUCUGUCAUCUUCAGUUCUGAUUUUACAAAGUAAAAAGUUGAAUUUAAAGUGUAUAGCAAAAUGCUGAAAGAAAUCCUUUGAAGGUCGAAUGAAGAUAAUUCGUGACGCAAGACUCUGCAGCAAUUGUUUAUAAGUGAGACACUUUGCAAGUGGAUACAUGCAGAAGAGUGGAUGUUACGUCGAAUGUUAUACUGGAAAACACAGGACUCUUAUUCAUCCGCCGGAACGUUCCUUAACGACGAGGCAAAGUAAAGAGAUGAACAACGACGACGUCAAUGAAGCUAGCCCGACAACCACUCCAAUGAGGACCGGCGUCCGCAAACUGGGAAGUAACACUGGUGCAGUUAGUAGGAAAGUACGUUUGAGAAUCGUCUCUGUGAGAGUGCAAGGAAAGCAACCAGGACAAGCAGUGGAGACAUACGCAUUGUUAGACAAUGGUUCCGAUGUGUCACUUUGCGAUGACAGGCUGAUCCAAGUGUUAGGUCUUAGUGCAAUCUGAAGGAAUUUCUACCUAACAACGCACGAGAGGAGAAACAGUGCAAGUACAGGAUUCGAAGUUAACCUGAUUGUCAAUUCACUUGACACUGGAUCAAGUUAAGAAGAACCUUAAGUUUGGACAGUCUAGCGUCUCAACAUUGCAUAGCAAAAAAUACCAACAGACCAAGAUGUAAACAAAUGGCCUCAUCUGAACGGAAUUGAAAUCCCAGAAAUUGAGAACAAGGAGGUCCCUUUAACUCAUUGGAUGCAACGCACCUGAAGCUUUGAGUUCUCGAAGCGAGACGUGGUAAUAAAUGUGAUCCAGUGGGUAUUCGAUCAUUAGUAGGCUGGACGAUACUAGGACCAACCCAAAAUAUUGGAGAUCAGGACAGCGUGAAUGUGAACUUCAUACGCUUGGAAGACCACAAUGAUGAUAAAAUCCGUCUAAAGCAGGUAGAGAAGUUUUGGACGACUGACUUUGUCGAUUCAAUAUCAAGUACGAAGGUGUGUCUAGAGAAGGUAAACAAGCCUUAAGAAUAAUGGAGGGAUCUUCCAAGUUCGUGUCUGGUCAUAACCAAAUAGCACUUCCGUGGCGAAAACAACCUCCACAUUUGCCAAACAACAAACUUCUUGCAGUUCAAAGAUUACAACUGUUGAAGAAGAAUUUCUUCGUGAUUCCAAAUUAUUUGAAAGCUACAAGAGGACUAUUCAUGACUACAUCACAAAGGAAUACGCCCAACGAGUAUCUGAAAAAGAGCUGGGUGCCGAUGGCAAACCUCUCUGGUUUCUUUUACACAAUGCUGUCUUCAAUCCUAAUAGGCCUAGGAAACCGAGAGAAGCGUUUGACUGCGCAGCUCGAUGCAAAGGGUCAUCGUUUAAUGACCUACUACCAAGUGGUCCAGACUUGACAAACAGCCUACUUAGUGUCCUCUUAAGGUUUCGUCAGGAACCAGUAGCUCUCUCUUGAGACAUUGAAGCCAUGUUCCAUCGAGUAAUGGUUGAUCCAAACGAUUUUGAUGCCUCAAGGUUCCUUUGGUGGCUUGGCGAUGACUUUUCUAGCUUAUCUGUUGAGUACAUAUUGUAAGUACAUCUUUUUGGUAGCAUGUCUUCACCAAGUUGUGCUAGUUUUGGUCUUCGAAAGACGGCUCAAGACAGUUCAGAAGACUUUGGCCACGAAGUUAUCGACACAGGAGUGAAGAACUUUUUUGUGGACGAAUGUUUGAAGUCGGUGCAAUCAAAUAAAGUCGCUAGUAAAUUGAGAGAAGAUUUGUGCCUUACUGUCAAGAUAUAGAUUACGAUUAAACCUCGUGCCAGCCAAGGUAAAGGAGUUUUUUAAAGAGGGAAGUUUGAUUCAGAGGCCCUAAGUUUUUGUAGGAAAGUGAAAAAUCAUGGCCCACACCUAUCGAGUCUCAUCAGUCAGCAUUUCCGAUGAAGACUCAGAUGUCAGAGUUCAAGCUCAAACGAAGCAUGUUACUCUCAUGGAGGAUAAACGACCACUGAAGCUAAUGGCUCUGCAAUAUUCGUCAUGGUUUAAGCUCAGUAAGGGAGUUGCUUGGCUUCUGGGAUUUGGAAAAUUCCGUAAAAGCAAGAGGUGCGUUCAAGAGGACGCUGUUGGUCCUUCACACUGGGGAGGCUGUCUCUAGACGAAUUACGACACGCAGAGGCUCAAAUCAUCAAGUACGUGCAAAAUUAGCCUUCUCGUCAGUGGUUAAAGCCCUCUAGACGUAAACCCACGAGGAUACAAGAAGCGUAAAUUAAAAAUAAUCGGCUCAUUUGGUUCGGUGUACUAGAUGAGACCAUUUCUGGGUGGAGAGGGAAUGUUAAGAGUUGGUGAUAAACUUGAAAAUUCAACGUUGGAGCACCAAUAUAGAAAGAUCAAUCUCUGUUACCCUCAUAGAACCAUGAUACGAAGCUGCUUAUUAUGUAUGUUCAUGAGUCGAUAGGACAUUUAAGCCAAUUUCAAAGCUAUGUUUCCUCGAACAGGAGAGAUUACUUCUGUCGAAGGCCUCUAUCUAUUUAAUUUGCCUGACAAUCGUGUUGUUUAUUAAAAGUGAGAAAGCCUUGGAAUUUGUGCGUAAGAUCUGCGUGAACUUUGAACACUACCAGACUAACUAAAGAGACUCUUAUGUUGUUUACUAUUUGAAUUUUAGUCGCCCAACACUUAAAGUGAACUCAAUUUUAGUUCAGGGCUGAACUGCAGCAACUAGAAUUUGCAUUUCUAAUUAUUGUCAGGUAACUGGGAAACGAUUUUCAAUCGAAUUACUAUUGUGAUGUUGUCUCCAUUCAAUUAAAUUCGGGUUCGUGCGUGAGUUUGUGUAAGAAAGAAGUGACGUCGGUAGCGUUUUAUUUCUCGCCAGUAUAAGCGUUGUUUUCGUGAGAUAAUUUUCAACGGUAAUUGAUUUCAGCUUAGUCAGCGUUUCGUUAGUUUUUGCUGGCGCCGUGUUAUUUUUAUUUGAGAAUUUUUCUAUCGUACGUGGUUACGCCACAAAUUGUAAGUUGGUUUCUAUUUCAUGUAGCUUUGACGUUAUUCUUGUUUUUAUUAUAUUUGUACUUAGAUAUUUGUAUCAAUUAUUUAUUUUAAAGCGAAUCACAUUUACACAUCCACACAUCUUUGCAACCAAAUAUAUUUGUCUAUCUGGGAAUUAGAUUAAACGUGCAUCCAGGUUGUGGCGUUCAACGUGUAGUAUUUAGCUUCAGUAUCCGGUCUUGCUUUUUAGUGUUUUUUGCGUUGCAUUAGCCGAUACUUAGGGGAAAAUAAAUGAUACAUCGCUUUUUGUUGCCGUUUUUCUCAACUUUAUCGUAGUAUUACACCAUUUUUAUCUAAUUUCAAGCUUAAAAUUUAGCAAUCAGUAAGAGACAGUAUCUUAGUUACAAACACGAAUUCAGCUAUAAUCAGAAGGUACUCUGAAUAUUUUUCAAAAAAAUGCACUGCAUCGUCUCUAUAAAAGUCUCAAUUUAACAAAUUGACAUGCUGAAAAUUUUAAGAAUAACGUUUGGUUAAUCACAAUCUAAUUGCACUACGUUUUGUGAUAUAAUGAACUAAACAUCAUCCCUUUACUCUGAAGACUAUUUUUUAUUAAUCAUCUAUUCAUUAUUUAUUAUCACCUGUCUUCGUUUUAACGUUUUAUUUUUAGGUGUCCCCAAAAGAUCAAUUUGCUCUGGGGAUUAUCACUUACAUUGGGUGUUCAAUAUCACUGGUGUCUCUUGCCUCUGCCAUAAUGAUAUUUCUAUAUCUAAGGUUUGUGAAUUUUUUCAGUUUAUUUAUUUUAGCCUAUGACAGAAAGCAUAGUACAAGUUCAAGCUGCUAUAACUAAAAUGCAUUGUUUGGUUGUUAUAGUAUUUGUCUUUUUUUUAAAUGUAAAAGAAUCUGACUGAAACAUCAUUCACUUAACAGUAACGAGGGGCUUAAACCUCAUCUGAGCGAGUGGUAAUAAAGUAAAAUUCUGUGCAAUCAAUCACACUCCAAACGACAUGUUUCCACGAAAAUCAGUACGUUCCAGUCUGAUUCUUCUUCGUGUUCGGAACGUGAAAAGAAACGUUUUCACUUCUUUCUUUUGUUAGGUCGUUAACGGACAUCAGAUACAAAAUUCAUCUCCACCUAUGCAUUGCCUUGGCAAUGGCUCAAGUGGUUUUUCUUGUGGGAAUAACAGCAACAGAAAGAAAGGUAAGAUCUAUGUUUCUCUCUGAAUGAGAGAAAAAAUCAUAUCAAAUACGACAAUUUUGAAACAUUGCCGACUCAAACCUCUUCUUUCUAGUAAAGUAUAUCAUAAUAUGUAAAUAUAAUAAAAGAGUCGGACACAAAGCAUAGUUACCUCCUUCUGAUCACCACAAUUAAGUUAUCCAGCUGUAAUCCAGGAAUCAGACAAUUAUUGAGAAUUCAUUCAGCACCUCUGUUUUCCCAGGAAUGUGUGACUUUUGCGUCUCACCUCUGAAAACGUCAAAAUAGUUGACAGAAGACAAAAUUGAUUCACAAUUUUUUUCCUUAAAGUAUAUGUUCGAAAGCUGGAUACAGACAAAGUUGAGGAAUAAAUCAUUUAUAAAAUUAUCUUGUUUUCCAGUGGUUAUGUACAUUAGUAGCUGUUCUUCUACAUUACCUGUACACCGCAAGCUUCGCUUGGAUGAGUGCAGAAGGACUGCAUCUUUAUUUCAAGAUCGUCGCUGUCUUUAAUCUCCAAAAUCUCAAAUUCAUAUACUAUGCUGUUUUUGGCUGGGGUGAGUACAUAUUAACGAUUUUGGAAGAAAUAGUCGGUCGUGUAGAUCUUUAUGGACUGUUGAAAAUGUAUAACUGACGUUUUCCGUGAAAGACGAUUUUUUUCCUUUCGCCGAAAAAUUAUUAUUUCGUUAAUUGAGGAGAACACGAAUUAUUAUUUUUCUCUCUUUUUUUCCUUGUAUUAUUCAUUUUUUAAGAAAGCAAAAUUUGAUGACUUUUUUCAAAGCUCGUCAGAUGUAUACCUUCAAAAGAAAAAAGGAAUCGAUGAAAGUCACAUAUUUUAAUGAUGUAAUCGGUUAGACGUCCUCGUUACAGAUUAUAAAACUUCUUGUCUCUAUAGAGAAGUAAGACGAAGAUUGUGAAGACUGGACUAUGAGCAGACUAUGAGCAGACCAACGGUAGAAACAGAGAAAAUUCAAAAUUGAAGACAGAAGAUGAUAGCAAAAAGCACAUAAGAUCUAUCGUUAAUAAAUGUUUUACGAAUAGUGAUCUCAAGUUUUGUUUUACAUUGUGCGUUUAAAUGCUUUAUUCUAAUUAGUAAGUCGAAGACAAAUCUGAUGCCAUUAUAUACAAAACGGAAGCUAAUUUUGGUAUUAUUGUUUGCUCAGGAUCUCCCAUCAUUGUUGUUGGAAUAUCUGCCAUUACCAGAACGGAAGGAUAUGGUACAAGAAAUACGUAUGUAAUACAACUUAGUACUCGAUAAUGAAUUCAUAUGAUUUCAAUAAUUCAUAGGAUUUUUACUUACAAUUUUCUCUCGGUGACUGAAUUAACCAAACCUGUACAUAUAUUUGGUAUUCAGUCACUAGCUCUUGUAACCUGUGCAAGAUAGUGUCUAAAUACAAGGAAUACACCCCUUCUCCACAUUGCUGGCUGUAAGAUGUAUGACGCACUGAUUGGGGAAGUGAAGCUAUCCAAUUACAGAUACCAACAUAUUUGAAUUUACACAAAUAGAAAUAUUCAGAACAAAAAAGGAAGAAAAGUAUAGUCUCUUCUCAUAACAAGAAACAACCCACAAAAAUAGAAAGCUCACCCUCUGAUAUCUCGUCAUCAUUUCUCCAACUUUGAUCAGAUCCAUUUUUUGUUUUCAAAAACACCUCAAACGUAUUUUAUCAGGCAACUUUGACUCUCGUCCAUUUUUUACGUCACCUUGAAUCUGAUCCACGUCAAUCAAACGAUCCAUAAGGAAAUUACUAGAACAAGAUGUAAGAAGCAACGAUAAAGGGCACUGAAAUCACAUUUUCGUAAUGAAGUUAAAUUUCAUCAGGUGCUGGCUGUCAUUGGACAAGGGACUCAUUUGGUCGUUUGUUGGACCAGUCGCAGCCAUAAUUUUGGUGAGUAUUUCCACGACCAGAUACAUUUUGAUGAAUUUUGAUACUAACACUAUUCGCUUUUGAAGUUUAACCUGUCCAUGCUUGGAAUGACGAUAAAAGUUUUGGUUUCCUUGACUGAUGUGGCCGAGAGUAACGUACAGAAAAACUCUCUGAGGUAAAACUUUGUUUAAAAUACUGAUUUAUUGAUACGGCUGCAUUGCUGUGGUCGCAGUUCGUUCCGUUUUGCUACCUAAACCCCCGGAACAGUCUACUGAGAGAGUUUUCUUCACACGAAAUUGUUUCGGCCGCGACGAAAAUUAGAUACGUCAUAGCUACUUAAGUUAGUAUACCAUCGUCCAAAACGAUUCUUCAAUAACAUUAGGUGUUCGACAUUUCUUUCUUUUACCGGGUGGAAGUCUGCGUAAUCAUACCCAAUGAGGACGUCAACGGCGCCUUUCGGCCGAGUCACGUCGCCCCUUUGUAUCUUGAGAGCGUCAAGUGCCUUAUCCAUGUUAACACUUUGAAUGUCGGUGGUAAUUUUGUCUAUUUCGAAAACUUCCACAAGCGUCGUUUCGCCCUUGAGGUCAAUGAGCGGCAAUUUGUAUUUUCUGGAACUUAUCUUCUCUUCCUUCCCUCCCACCUUCACGAGAGAGAUUUCAAGUGGCGUUCCGCGCAGUCUUUCUUCCCGUGCUUUGUCGCGGGUUAUGAGGCUAAUGGAUGAUGCGUUGUCCCACAAGACGUUUGCAUGUCCUCUAGAAGUUUUUAUUUGUUGCAACUGGAGGAUGCAGGUCUCAUUACCCCCAUGGCUGCAUGCACUGGAUAUUGCGGAUGCGCUUGGAGUCUCUGUCUGAUCUUCUUCAUGUAAUGUGGGAUGAUGUUUCUUCUUACAUUCAUUGACGCCGCAAUCCUUUUUAGAGCGGCAAUUGCGUGAUCGGUGACCGGUUCUGAGGCAGGAAAAACACGCACCUUUUUCUUUCAAUGUUAAUAGUCUUUCGCUUACUGUUUUAUCGAGGUAUACUCUACAAUCCCUGGUAAGAUGAUUCGAGUUUUCGUGAACGACGCACUUGCUGUAAGUUCUCUGGCUGCGGCUGUCGUGUCUUUCAUCCGCUGUGGCGUAAUGGACAACUGCCUUCGUUAUGGUUGGGCCCUGCGCGCGAAGAUCAGAAUCGUCGUACUCGAUAGCGCGUUUUUGCAUAAGUAAAAAUUUGAGCAGGCUCGGAAACUUGUUGGUUUUGUCCACAGUGCUGUCGUCAGAACUUAAUAGUUUAGCCCAUUCUUUGCGUACGUCUGGCGGGAGUUUUCUCGCUAUGAUGCUUACUGAGCUCGUUGUGGUUAUUUCUGCUUCCAAGCCAAGUCUCUUAAGGUCACGAUAUCCGUCUUCUAUGAUUCCUACCAGCUCUAUGAAUCGCUUGUUUUCGCCUUCGCGGAUGGAUCUUACGCGUCUUAUCUCAUUAAUUAUCACGUCCGCGACUUUCGCUGGGUCCCCGUAUUUUUCGUCGAGUCGCUUCCACAUCUCGUAAACGUCAUCGUCGACGCUCUUUACGUGAGCUAAAGGUUCUUUUCCGAGACAGGAACGCAACGUGUAGGAUAAUGUAUCUUCCGUAAGGUGCGGCAUGACUUGUUUCUGGAAGUCUCUUUUGAAGGAUGGAUAUUCUCUCAACUCUCCUUCAAAUCGGGGCAUUUUGAUUUUCUCUAGUUGUAGGUGAUUUCUCUUUUCUCCUUUGAUCUGCGGCUGCAGUUCGCGUUCAUGUUCGCAUACGAGAUGUGUUUCGAGUUUAGCGUUCAUCUCGUUAUACAUCGCUUGAGUAGCUUGGAGCCAUUUAAUUUCAUUGGCUGCAGAUUCUCGCGUAGAUAAAUCGAGUAGCGCGCUAUUCGCUAGUUUGCAUUCCGCGAAAGCUUCGUCAAUCUGUUUCUGAAGUUUCUUCGCCGUAGACGGCUUUACUUUGUCCGCGCUGAGUGUGUGCGAAGCGCUUUGACAAGCUGUUUCAAAUAUGGCUCGCGCUGUUUCUCGUCUGAUCAUUGCUUGAUCAAAGAAUCGUUCCAUUUGCUCGCGUUCUUUGUUCGCCUUAUCCCUUUGUUCCGUUUCUGCGCGCGCUCUCAUUUGCACGUCCGCUAUGUGGUUAAUAAAGUUAAUCUUAGCUUUUGUCGCUUCGGUGAACUCCUCCUGGACUUUGUUGAUCCAUAUUUCGGCGGCUUCUAGCUCGGCGUCGUCUGAUAAAAGCAUCGCGUAGAGAUCGUGCUUUGUUUCCAGGACGUUCCAUGCUUCCAGGAAUUGAGCGUAGUUGUUUUCCACGAGAUCGUGAUUGCUGGCUGAUGAGAUGGACUUCAGGAGUUCGUUCCUUUUUCUGGUGAAUCUUGAUUUGGCGACGCGGCGGACGUUCUUGGCUUCUUCUGCCAUCGCGCUGAUGAACGGGUUUCGAAUGUAUAGGCGGGACACACCCUUCCAUUCGGGAAAAGAACCACAAAUCAGCAUUCGACGCAUGUGCAAACCACCUAAAAGCAGUCAAAAUUGACGACUUCUACAAUAUCGAGAGAUUAGGUGUUAGCUGCACGCCGCGCUGCGGAGGCUGCAAAUGCGGAAAAUGCGCUCCUGGAACCAGCGAUUACACUCUGAAAGAAGAAAGGGAGCUCCAUCUCAUCGAGAAAGGCCUUGAAUUUAACGAACAGGAAAAAUGCUGGAUCGCUGAAUAUCCCUGGAUUCGCGACCCACACGACCUGCCAGAUAACAAAAGAGCUGCCUUUGGAAGACUCUUAAGCACCGAGCGAAGAUUAUUGCGAAAUCCCGAACAUAGCAGAGUUUAUCAAAAUCAAGUUGAGGACAUGGUAGAACGAGGAGUAGCUAGGAAACUAAGCAAGCAAGAGCUCGAAACUUAUAAAGGCCCUAUCCACUACAUCUCCCACCACGAUGUUCUAAAGCCUGAUUCGAAAUCGACUCCAGUGAGAAUCGUCUUUAACAGCAGCGCGAACUAUAUGGGACACGUCCUUAACGAGUACUGGGCAAAGGGUCCCGAUCUGUUAAAUAAUCUUGUAGGAAUCCUCGUGCGAUUCAGAGAACACGAAAUUGGAUUCAUCGGAGAUGUGAAAAGAUGUAUCACACCGUGAAGACCAAGAUCAUAGAGCAACACACGCAUCGUUUUCUAUGGCGCGACAUGAACACAAGCAGGGAUCCGGAUACGUACGUUAUACAAAGAGUUUCAUUUGGAGACAAACCCUCGGGUACCAUAGCGACCGUAGCCAUGAGAAAGACAGCGGAACUAUCAAAAGAGAAUUAUCCACAAGCCGCGAAUACCGUAAUAUCCAACUCGUACAUGGAUGACAUUGUAGACAGUGUACAUAGCGACGCACAAGCUAAGCAACUAACUAAUGAGAUUGAGGCAGUCCUAGUCAAGGGCGGAUUCAAGAUAAAGGGUUGGUUCUAUUCGAACGACAAAACAGCAAACGAAAUGGCUUUAGAACCCAACCAGCAAAAUUCAUCAACAGAGAAAGUACUCGGCGUCAUUUGGAGUACAGACAAGGAUCAAUUCCGGUUUAAAGUGGGAAUAGACUUAACUCUGACGAAAGCCAAAGGACGCAUCAAAGAAAACCCAACUACUGGCGAAAUAACGAAGAGGAUUAUCCUCUCACAGAUAAACCGCGUGUAUGACCCUCUUGGUCUAGCAGCUCCCGUUACGGUCAGAGCGAAGAUUUUGAUGCGCCAGCUUUGGGCAACAGAAAAGAAACUCGGCUGGGACGACCCUGUCCCUGAGAAGCAAAGAAUUAACUGGCUGGAAUUCUUCCAAGAUCUGCGCAAUAUGGAUCAAGUUAUAUUUCCAAGAUGCCUCAAACCAUCAGGUGCACUCGGUCUGCCGACUCUUAUCAUAUUCAGUGACGGGUCAGACAACGCUUACGGAGCAUGUGCUUACAUCAGGUGGACAUUACCGGACAACAAAUUUGAAACCAGACUGAUCAUGUCAAAGAACCGACUCUCGCCAAAUAGGAAAUUAUCGAUCGAUCGAAUUGAACUUUGCGCGGCAGUCUUAAGUAAAAGGACAUUAAAUGAAACUAACUUACGGAAUGUAAAUUAAGAAUUAGGUCAAUACCUUCGGGAGGCGUGGAGUGUUUCGGCCGCGACGAAAAUUAGAUACGUCAUAGCUACUUAAUUAGGUUAAUCACCGUUAAUAACAUUAGUACUGCAAGCUUCCUCCCGAAGUCGACAUCUGAGGCCAUCGGGUAUGUAAAAUCUGUGGUUCGUUUUCUUUGAACUUUGUUCAUAUAACCUGAUAAACUGUUUGUAAUCAUAGGUUUCGAAAGACUCAUCAAUAAACAAUAGAAAGUCCUUUGAAACGUGGCUAUUUUAUACUGUUAACGCUUCGGUCGAGGAAACAGAAAUAAGCGCUCUUAUUAUCCAACUGCACAAAGCAGAGUACAAAUAACGCGCGAAUAGAGUACAAAUACCUUGCGAUAUUGUACGGAUAUUUGGACAGUUGUUUAUUUUGCACUAUAAAGAUUCUGUUUGACAGGUUGUCUACACUUGCAUGUGUUGUUGUUUCAAAGGAGAAAAAAAAUGGAUGAAAUUUUCGCAUCCGCGGAUUGUGACUGUGUUGACCUGCUUCCUUCUUUCGAACUAAGUUUGAAAUUUUGCCCAGUAAUGAUAGAGAAAGCGUUUCUCCCAAUGCAGACCUACUAAACGAUGCAAAUAUAGGUGAAUUCAUCGAGCAAAACAAGAACAUAAACACUGCGAAGAAGACGAAGACUGACCUUAAUGUACGGAAAAGGUGGUUUACCUCCAUUGGCGAAGAAAGAGGACUUGAGAAUAUCCCACCCAGUAAAAUAUAGUAAAUAUCAAGAAGUAAGACUGUACUGAGUUCGAGCCAAGUAGGCUAACAUCCUUCCACAGAUGUAUUGUCCGCCAUUUACGUGACCACGAAAAGCCUUACUGCCUUUUGAACGAUAUAGAAUUUUCAAAGUCAAGAGUAACACUUGAGUCUAAACAGCUUCGCCAAGAUGGAAAAAGGCCGCCUUCCAACAAGCUUGGCCUCAGAGAAUCAGAAACGGAGAAGCGGUGGUCUACAAAUCAACUCCGCGAGCACUGUCUAGAGGCUCUUAUCUGUACAGUGUGGUUAUACAACACGAUGCACUUUGUUUGGAGGGCAAGAGAUGAACGUCGAAGAUUCUGGCUGGGAGACCUGGAGCUCUGAAAAACAAGAAACGGUGUCAAAGAAUUUAGUUCCGAAAGGUAUUUCAAUCAUUGGAUGUAUACGACGGGCGGUAAAAGGUGUCCAGUAAAGUUUUUCAAGGGUUAUCUCGUUAAGCGACCUGCUGAAAUGAGAAAUCCAGAUGACCUUUUUUACUUGGCUGUGAAAAAACCUACAACCGAUGUCUGGUUCAAAAAGCAACCACUCGGAGUACAUUCUCUUGGCAAUUUCAUGAAGAGUAUGGCUCGAGCACACUAGCCAUCCUGCGCGCCGUACGAUGAUCACUAUGCUGGGAAAAGAGAACGUAAACCUGCUUCACAUCUUGCAAUUGCCGGGACACAAGAAUCUUAAGCCAAUCGAAAGCUACCCAGCAGUUUUUGAAGAGCAACAAAAGAUGUCCUUUUUCGAUUAGCCAGCGCUCAAGCGGUAGAGAAGCAAUGAAAUGUGUAAGCUGACACAAUUCACCCAUAACGCAAUACGUCUCUGUGUACUACUACUAGUACAGGUUUGAGCCAACCAGCUUCGAACUCCUUCUCUGAUGGUGUAUUUAACAAAUGCACUAUUGUUCUUGGUUCACAGUCUCCAGCCCCUCAUGUGCCGGCACCGAUUCCUGCGAAGCAUAGUCGCCAUGUUAUUGAGUCUGAUGAUGAAAAUGAAAUAUGAUUUUGGAAAUUAUUUUUUUUAUGCUUAGAGCUAGUCCAUGUCUUUGAGGGUUUGUCUCCCGGUAGAUUCAAUCAAUGGGCAUACCGCCCAGGCAGGACAUUCGACUGAACUAUUACUAACACAUCUCACAGAAACGUGGAGAAAAACACACGACUCAGGAUCCGCGGCUGCAGUAGUCUCUGUAGAUUUCAAAAAGGCCAUUGACAGUGUUUCUCAUUCUAUCUUGUUUAUGAAACUUAAGAGAUUAAAAUUCUUUCCGCGUUAACCGAUUUGUAUUUUGAUGUGAUUCUGCUCUCAUUGUCCUAUGGUCUCUUCUAGUCUUAUGGGGAUCAUGCUGUAACAGCGAAAUACUUCAGUCACUAGAACGGCUCCAUUACAGAGCAGCUAGACUUAUUUUAAACCUUCCCAAUGAUAUGGAGUCAUGCCAAGUACUGAAACAAGCACAAUGGUGUAACCUGUAUUCUUACUUCAAACCUGUAUUUUUUAUUUGUAUCCAUAAAGCGUACCAUGAGUAAAACUUCCGCGCCUGAACACCUGCUACAUGAAAGACUCUCUCCGCUCAUAGGCGUGCUACUCUGGAACUGCUUGACACGCAAACAUCCCCUGUUAUGGGAGCCUCGAGUGGAAACUGAGAUUAUUGGAUAGUUUUAGGAAUAUUUACCUUCAAAGUGCAUCUACAUCCACAUGCGCUUUCAAAUCAGAAGACCUGUAAAGUUAAACCGAAAGACUGUAAUUGGCAUGAAAUUUAGUUAAUUUCACCCUUCUCGAGAUGGCUGUAUAUCAGGUUCUUGAUAAAUUGUAAACUUUCGUAAGUCCGUUAGGACUUAAGAUCCUUAGAUAUACGACCCAACAAGCUUUAUAGCUUUAAAAAUUACCGUUUUAAAAUAAAGGAUUUGAAAUAAAGGAUCUUCUUGUUUGAUAAUGUAAUGAUUUCCCAGCCAUGAAAAGCCAUCAGUCCUUUUUUAUUUUUAUUCGCUUGAAAACUUGCUCUAAAUUCUGAUUUGGUCAUAAGUCACGGGGGGGUAUGUAAUCAUCAUUUUACAAAAACGUUGAUAUUGAAAUGAAAUAACUAUCUGCCAUUAGAUGCUCACUCAUAAAGAGAACAAGUACUGAUCUCUUGCAAAAACAGAACGAAAUAUACGUGAGAAAAUACCCAAUUUUGUGACCUUGAUUUAAGGUUUGCCUAGCAUCUCUGAUCUCAUUAUUUAUGCGUUAGAAAGUCUGGAAUGAAAAAUUUGUAUGUAAUCUCUGGUGGGAGCAGCGGUGGGAGUUUCACGUGUUUAUGCUAUUUCGUAAAACUGACCCGUCAGACUUCUCAUCCUCAGCCCAGGCUAAGAUCCCACUGCGUUCUUAAAAGGUUGGUUAUGGAAGGUGUCACUAGCCUCCUGAAUUAUCAUAUAUAUUUUUCUCUUUAGAUCUUGUAUUAAGGCGGCUUUGAUCUUGAUGCCUUUGCUGGGUAUAUCGUGGAUUUUUGGCCUUUUGAGUGUCAACUCUGGAACCAUUGCAUUUCAGUAUUUGUUUGCUAUAAUGAAUUCUUCACAGGUACGUUCUAUAUCCAACAGAUAUGACACAAUGAUUAAGUAGCAAGUGUUUAUAGUUAAGAAUAUUGAUAACAUUUCUAUUAACAGGCGAAACAUGUAUUUGAGGAUACCACAAAAAGUGCAUUGGGUGGAAAUAGAAUUUUAAUGAAAAAAGAGGAAAUCUGCUUUUGUUACGUAAUAUUUUUCCAUAAAUUAUCUACUAAUGGAUGUUUGGCUUUUAACUUAUGGGAGUAACAGUGUAGUUUUUAAAAUCAAAUUAUUUCUCUAGUAUCGACAACAAAGUAUAGUAACUGGUUCAGCAAGUGACAGUGAAUGCACAACACUCAGUGCUGUCUACUCCGGUGCUUCAGUUUGAUGCUCUUCGUAGCCUCGCGCAAAGUUCAAUAUAACCUACAUCUAAGUUUCUAGCUAAACUUGGUGAAAUUUAAUUUUUUUGUCGUCUCUAAUUAAAAUAAACCACAAAGAUUGCCACAUUAAUUAAUGAAUACAAAAUUCUACGUUUUUCAUUCCUAGAUUUUCCUUAAGAACGCCCUUAAAGUAUUUUGUUUUUUCCAGGGUCUUUUCAUCUUUAUUUGUCACUGCAUUGGCAAUGCGGAGGUAAGCUAACGGAUUAAAAAAUAAAUCCCUAUCAUUGAUCAAUAAUAACUGCGUCGAUUGAAACAGAAUAGAGAGUAAAAUUUAGUUUACAACAACACAAACUGCCACCUCAUCCGAGCUGUCAAAGUAUUAAGGUCUGCUAAAAUAAGAACGCUCAAAAUAACAACAUUACUGCAAAGACCGCAUGAAAUGUAAUUUCUGACGUCUGAAUGACAUGGGAACGAAUUAGUCAGAAAUUGGUAUUCUGAAGGCACCUUAAAGAGGUGAGGGUGGCAUCAAGGAAGUUUCGGGUUAUUUAAUGCUUGUAGCGAACGCAUCCUGAUACAAUCUUAACUUUUGUACAAUCAAACUAAGGGUUCUGCGAACGGAACCUGAGCUACGUCAGAUACGAGAAAAAACACUAUAAAACCACUAUGAAACCACUCUUGAUAUGCAGCAAAAAAAUAUGUGGAAACGUAUUCCUCAUCUAAUGCAGCAGCACAAUACUCCGCAGAAAAGGUAAACUAACCUGGUUACACAAUAAAUCACGAAAAAAACCCCAGAUUGUAAUGAUAUUCUACAGGAAGUUAGAAAAGAAAAUUACAACAAAUACGAAAAAAGAAAGUGGUCAAACAUAAGACUGAAUGACCUAGAAUUACUUAAUUUGCCGCGAAACACUUAUAUGUCUCGUGUGAGUUUAGUCAGAAUAUCUUCUCACUGUUGGGAUGACCAAAUCGUGUAAACACAAGAAUUUAUCAACAAUGACCUCUGAGUCCGUUAUUUUAACACAAUCAAAAUCACUAUCUCUUUUAAUUUUUGUGAAUUUCAUUAUACUUUGUCCUAGGUUCGUGCGGCUUUGAUUAGAUCGAAGAAGAGACAUUCCGUGAAAGUUUCAACUCAAAAUGUAAGUUUGAAUUAAACAAGAAACCUUUUUCGGGCCGUAUAGAGAGUCAAUUUGUUCAAGACGUUAUGUGUUUUUCUGAAACCAUAUUUAGCGGUGUUCCCGACAGAUAUCCUUGGACAAAAUGAAGACCAAAUCGAAAGGUAGUGCUUCUAUCUUACUAUUUCUACUUCACAUUGCUAACUUACUUCUAAGGGCCAAAAAGAGGCAAUAGUUGAUAAAAAAAGUUAUUUCAAAUACUUGUAACAGAAACAUUUAAAUCCUGUCUCUCAACCUCAGUUAACUGGAAAGCUUUCGGAAUGUUCAGUUAUAGUUCGUUACAUUGUUAAAACUUCUGUUAUUUUCCUUGCAGUACUAAAACAAUCGGCAGACCAGAAAAAUCCAAAAACAGACAUAGUGAAGGUGGAAGGGAGCCAAUGA